AUGCCAAACUGCCCAAAUUGUGAGAAGCCAGUCUAUUUCGCUGAACGUGUGUCAUCUCUUGGAAAAGAUUGGCACAGGCCAUGCUUGAAAUGUGCAAAUAAAGCAUGCGGCAAGACGUUGAGUGCUGGAAGUCAUUCAGAGCACGAAGGAAAACCAUACUGUAAUCGUUGUUAUGGAGCCCUUUACGGACCAAAAGGAUACGGUCACGGAGGAACAGAAUCACACACUUUCCUUCAUGGAACAACUGGAAAAUAA
Molecule: messenger RNA, 255 nt
Organism: Caenorhabditis remanei
Lineage: Eukaryota; Metazoa; Nematoda; Chromadorea; Rhabditida; Rhabditidae
Exons: 3
Coding region: 1-255 (84 amino acids)
Source: RefSeq, a predicted model, not a curated record